Tetrahymena thermophila SB210 is the source of this 429-nucleotide messenger RNA. RefSeq names its product transmembrane protein, putative. Lineage: Eukaryota; Ciliophora; Oligohymenophorea; Hymenostomatida; Tetrahymenidae. The transcript has a single exon. The record is from RefSeq and is a predicted model, not a curated record.
AUGCAUAUGAUAAUCUUAAUAAAAGCCACUUUUAAAAGGCCUCUAAUAUUUUAUAUUGCUAUAUUUACUUUCAAAGAAAUUUCUGGUUUUUUUCAUUUAAUUAUAUGUUGCCAUCUUCUAUGCCUAUUUAGGCCAAAAAUUCACUCUGCAUUUAUUCAUUUUAAUAAAAAUAUUUUAAUUUUCCAAGUUUAUAGCGUUCGUAGUCUUGAAAAUUUGUUUCAUUUUUAAGUUUACCAUUUCAAAAUGCUCAUAAAUAUAAAAAAAUAGUCUAUCUAUAACACACAUAUAAAUAAAUAAACAAUAAAAACAUAUGUACAUAUAAAUAAAACAAACAAAUCUUUAAUCUUAAUUAAUAAAAAUGUGAAUAAUCAGAAGUCUUUCUUAGCCAAGCUUGAUAUGAUCCUUAAUUAAUCUAGCUAGCGUGUGUGA